AUGGUUGCAGCUGAGAAUAGCAAGCUGGAGACUUCGUUGCAUGAAGCUUGUCGUCAAGGGAAUUUCAAGAUCUUAGUGCUGCUAUUGGAUGCCAAUCCUUGGGCAGCUUGUAAGCUUUACUCUGACAACCAGAGUGCAUUUUAUAUGGCUUGCAGUCAUGGGCAUCUCAAUACUCAAUGUGGUAUUGUUAGGAAGAUUUUAGAAGUGUGCCCAAUAUUUGCUCAACAGAUUGACAGGAAUGGUUGUUCACCAUUGCACUGCUCUUGUUAUAGAGGGCACGUGGAGAUAACAAGAAUGCUCCUAAAAGCUGGGGUAGAACAUGCUCUGGAAUUCAAUAAUGAUGGUUACACACCUUUGCACUUGGCAGCGAUGAAUGGCAACACUGCAAUUCUAAAGGAAUUCACUGAUACCAAUAUCUUCCACUGCCCAGAUCAAUAUGGUAACACCAUCAUCCAUAUUGCAGUCUCUAGAGGUCACCAUCAGGGCAUCAGAUACACGUUUAUAAUUUCGGCUGAAUUGCAUCAAAUAGACAGUGAAGCGUACCUUGUCAUGUCUAUGAUUGUGGAUUACUUCAUCAACAAAACAGCGGUGGAUAUUAGUUUCCAGAACCAUAGAGGACUCACAGCCCUUGACAUUCUCAACCAGACCGAUGGAAAUGAAGAACUAGUAGAACUUUAUAGAAUUUGCCAAAACAAGCAAGACGAGACAUACAGAGAGGCAGUUCAGAAUGCCAGGAACACGAUUACACUGGUGGCUAUUUUGAUUGCCACAGUUACAUUCACAGCUGGUAUAAGCCCCCUGGGUGGUGUCUAUCAGGAUGGACCACUGAGAGGAAUGUCCGUGGUGUACAAAACAACAGCUUUCAAGGAAUUCAUAUUAAGCAAUAAUAUCGCAUUGUUCACUUCUCUAUGUAUUGUUGUUGUUCUUGUUGGCAUCAUUCCUUUCCAAAGAAAACCUCAGAUGAUGAUACUGAAGGUUGCUCACAAGGUAAUGUGGAUAGCAUUGUCGUUCACGACAACAGCUUACAUUGCAGCAACAUGGGUCAUCAUUCCAGAUGGUAAGGGAACAGAUUGGAUAUUUGUGGUGUUACUGUCAAUUAGUGGAGGCACUAUAGGCACAGCUUUUCUUGGGUUAACUGUGAUGAUGGUUAAGCAUUGGAAUCAAAAGCAGAAAUGGCGGAAAGAGAGAAAGAAAAACGGGGACAGACUUGCAGACAACAGAAUGCAAACCUUACAUUCUUUUAAUUCCGAUCUUGAGAGCUCCAACCUUCAAGGAUAUCACUCAUUCUAA
Quercus robur (English oak) is the source of this 1290-nucleotide messenger RNA. Its product is annotated as ankyrin repeat-containing protein NPR4-like. Gene Ontology annotation, molecular function: protein phosphatase regulator activity; protein phosphatase 1 binding. NCBI's taxonomy places the organism in Eukaryota, Viridiplantae, Streptophyta, Magnoliopsida, Fagales, Fagaceae. Gene Ontology annotation, cellular component: plasma membrane. The record is from RefSeq and is a predicted model, not a curated record. Bases 1 to 1290 code for a protein of 429 amino acids. The transcript has 6 exons.